Molecule: messenger RNA, 4842 nt
Organism: Carya illinoinensis
Lineage: Eukaryota; Viridiplantae; Streptophyta; Magnoliopsida; Fagales; Juglandaceae
Product: disease resistance protein RUN1-like
Exons: 8
Coding region: 81-3386 (1101 amino acids)
Biological process (GO): defense response; signal transduction
Molecular function (GO): ADP binding; ATP hydrolysis activity
Source: RefSeq, a predicted model, not a curated record
UGAUCUAUAUUCUAUAAUUGGACCCCUUGGUGAAUACUAGUAAUCGCGGAUACUGAGAGUUUGAAAGCGUGACUUCUUCCAUGGCCUUUCAAUUAGGAGCUUCUUCCUCCUCUUCAUCUCCUUCCAUCUUUCUAUGGAAUCAUGAUGUAUUCUUGAGCUUUAGAGGUAAAGAUGUUCGCCAUAAUUUUAUUGCUCAUCUAAAUCAUGCUUUGUGUCGAAGUGGAAUCAAGACUUAUAUAGACAACAAUCUUGAAAGAGGAGAGGAAAUUUCACCGGCACUUUUCAAAGUUAUUGAAGAGUCACAGAUUUCGAUCAUUGUACUCUCUAAAAACUAUGCAGAAUCUAGAUGGUGCUUAGAUGAGCUAUUGAAGAUUCUUGAUUGCAAGGAAGGAAUGCAACAAAUUCUUCUACCAAUUUUUUAUCAUGUGGAUCCAACAGAAGUACGGCAUCAAAAAGGGAUUUUUGGGGAAUCCUUUAAUAAACUUGGAGAUAAGCUCAAGGAUAAUGCAAAGAUGGAGAAAUGGAAGGACGCUUUGGAAACAGUCGCCAAUUUGUCUGAUUUCCCAUUAGUGUGCUUCCGGGAUGAUGAAUCAGAAUUUAUCCAAAAAAUCAUUAUGUGGGUGAACCAAAAAAUAGUAAAGCGAAUGCCUUUAAACGUUGCCAAGCAUCCAAUUGGGAUAGAAUCUCGUAUACGAGGCAUUUAUCAGCGUUUAAGUAUCGAAAGGAAUGAUAUUAUACGCGUGGUAGGGAUAUUCGGAACCGGUGGAAUUGGUAAGACAACUAUUGCAAACGAUAUUUAUAAUCAGAUUUCUUCUCAAUUUGAAGGAAGCUGUUUCUUGAGAAAUAUUAGAGAAACUUCAAAACAAGGAGGAGGUUUGAUUCAGCUACAAAAUACACUUCUUUCGGAGAUCUUAGGAACAAAAUUGGAUAUUAAUGAUGUCGAUAGAGGAGUCAAUGUAAUUAGGGAUAGACUUCAAUCUAAAAAGAUUCUACUAAUUUUUGAUGAUGUGGAUAAAAUGGUCCAACUAGAAAAAUUAGUUGGAGAUCUUGCUUGGUUUGGUUCAGGAAGUAGAGUUAUCAUAACAACAAGAGAUCAACAUUUAUUGGAUAACUCUAAAGUUGAUUCAAAAUACAAGGUGAGGGCUUUGGAUGACACUGAAGCUCUUCAACUCUUUAGCUUGUAUACUUUUGAGGAAAAGGAACCGUUGAAGGAUUAUGUGGACCUCUCUAAACAAGUAACAAAAUAUGCUCAAGGUCUUCCACUAGCUUUAACAGUGCUAGGUUUGGAUCUAAAAGGUCGAAAUAUAGAUCAAUGGAAAGGUGCAUUGGAUAAGUAUAGAAAAGUUCUCCACCAAGAAAUUCAGAGCGUACUUCAAAUAAGUUAUGAUAGUUUGGAAGAUAAUGAGAAAGACAUGUUCCUUGAUAUUGCAUUUUUCUUCAAAGGAGAACCUUUGGCAAAGGUCAUGGAAAUAUUUGAUAGUUGCGGUUUUUUUCCAGCUCAUGGUAUCCAGAGGCUUAUAGACAAGUGUCUUAUUACUAUUGAACGGAGGAGUGAUGAAUGUGUUUUUAUGCAUGACUUGCUACAAGAUAUGGGUCGAGAAAUUGAACGAGUAAAAUCAUCCAAAGAUCCUAGCAAACGCAGCAGAUUGUGGUUUCACAAGGAUGUUCGUGAAGUGUUGGAAGAAGAUACGGGGCCAAACGAAAUUGAAGGCAUAGUAAUAGAUUUACCUGAAGGUGAUGAGGAGAUAAGCUUGCAUCCAGAAGCAUUUCGACAUAUGAAAAGACUUAGAGUCUUUAUAAAUCGUAAUGCACGUUUUUCUUGUGCACCCAAUUAUCUCCCUGACAAGUUAAGAGUCCUUGAUUGGUAUAACUAUCCUUCACCAUAUUUGCCACUUGAUUUUCAAGGGAAGAAACUCAUUGUCUUUAGAAUGCAUAAUAGCAUCAUCAACAAGGAAUUAGGGGAAAGAUUCAAGCUCAAGAAUUUGACAUUCAUGGCUUUCGAGUCUUGUAGUCACUUAACAGAAAUUCCGGAUCUUUCAAGCACCCCUAAUUUGAAGGAAUUGACUGUCAGGUAUUGUAACAAUGUAGUUAAGGUGCAUGAUUCCGUUGGAUAUUUGGAAUAUCUUUCUAAGUUGGAUUUUAAGGAAUGCUCUAAACUCGAAUUUCUUCCAAGAAGCCUUAAGUUGAGAUCUUUAAGGGAGUUUAAUCUUGCAUUCUGCUCAAGCCUUUGUGUUCUUCCUGAAAUCGAGUGUAAAAUGGAGUCUAUAGAUUUAUUGGGUCUAUCUGGCACUGCAGUAGAAGAACUACCUUUAUCCUUCGGGAACCUUGUUGGACUUCAGUAUUUAUAUCUAUGGGAUUGCAAAAACCUUAUGCGUCUCCCAAUUGCUUUGAUCCAGUUGCAAUAUUUACACUUUCUUGGUAUUGGUGGUUGUACAAAUAUUGUAAAGAAGAUGCGGGAUGAUGGACAAUUCCUUGAUUUGCCUAAUGAUUCUACAACAAUGGAAGACGAGAUAUCAAAUUCAAGAAAUGGGAGCAAUGUAUUACAAGUAUCGAAUCUUCAAAUUAGUUGUACCCAUUCAGAAUCAAAUUUCUUUCCAUUAUAUAGUUUCUUUACCUUGUUUAAUUCCUCAACCAGCUUGACUGUCUUAAAUUUAACGGAGAUUGAUAUUGUUAGCCUUCCCACGAACGUCAAAGAAUUUAUUACACUAACUGCUCUUAUCUUGAGAAAUUGUCAUAAACUCGAAGUAAUAGUAGAGCUUCCUCCAAAUAUAAGAGACGUAAAUGUCAUGGGAUGCGAGUCACUAGAGAGAUUUUCGGAAGUAUCAAAAAUGUUGGAAUUCAAACGAAGCCGCAUCAGAUCACUAGAAGAUAUUUCUAUGUUCCACUGCAGUAAAAUGCAUGAGAAUUUAUGCAAUGAUAAAGUGCAAAAUCCUUUAUGGUGGAAGGGACUCUAUCAUGAUUAUGAGAUGGAGAAGGAGCCUUAUGAUGAUGCCCGAUAUAGGGGAAUAGAUAUUGAGGGGCCACACUAUUUGGAGGAUAUUAGUGGAAUUGUCUUGUAUGUCGAACGCUUUUUCAAUUAUACUGGUAGCUUGAACAUAAUUCCUCCUCAUGUUAGGAUUUACGGUAAGGGCUCAAAUCGUGCAUGCAGAGUUCAAAAACAGGUACAAUCGGCCGUUAUUAUAGAUUGGAAGAACAAGGGAGCAACUGGACAUGAUAUAUGGGUGGGGUUCUCCAAUUUACAACGUUUUGAGCAAAAGGUUUUGGACAACUUGCAUGUCCAAUUUUUUUUCAGUGCUCAUUAUCGCCCAUCUAAUGUAGCUCGUCCAAUGCCAUUUUAUAUAAGUUGUAGCGCCAAGGUGGUAUACAAGAAAAAGAAAAAUGGAUGAAGCCAAUGUUCCAAACAGUCCUCAACAGCAAUAGACUUAAUGAUAACCCAAAUCAGGUGGAGAUGUACGAUGAUUCAAAGGACCCUGCCUUUUUUUAGCCAUUGCUUAUAGGAUUUAAUUCCCUUAUUUAAUUCCAGAUCAGGUGGAGACAUAUAGAUACAUAAAGUAAAGUGAGUCUUACAACACUUGAUUGCCAUAUAAAUUUAUUAGGACCUUUCAUAACACUACUGAACUUGUUUUGGCGUGUACACUCUUGCGAUGGCCUGAACAGAGCAUGUCAUAUCCAGGGAGGAGUCACUCUCUAGGAAGGUUAGUUUUGUCAGAGAAGAAGUUGGUGAAACAAGCAGACGAGGGCAGAUCAUUGAAAUUGAAGAGGUAGUGAGUUCCACGUCCAAGAUGAGGAAGAAAAUCUUGAGAAACUACAGGAAGCAGGGGCCAAUAUUACCCGAAAUUCAGCUGAGAAGACUACGCCAAAAAUACAAAAGGUUCCAGCCUUGCUGCGUGGACACAAAAAUUUCAAAAAGUACUUCGAGCCAAUAGGGGUAUCACUCGGUCCUAUCCAUCAUGGGAAGAAGGAAUACCAGGCAGCAGAGGACUUCAAGCUUGGAAUGGCAACCAAAUUCGUCGAGAAAAGCGGCAGGAUGAUUAUUUGCUUUGCUUUGGUGAUCCACAAAGAAUACCAAGGUUAGAAAAAUCACUUUCUUGUCCAUUCUUUUAGUUCAAGUUUAUACUUGGUUUCAUUUUUGAACCAGAAAGGAAUCUAUAGACACUGAAGUUUCAUAUGGGGUAGCGUUUAGUGAACAUGAAAGCACUUGUGCAGAAGUGGGAAGAAGCAACUCCAGUUUCAGCAUAUUUGCCAAAACCUGUCAGCUCCAUUCAACAUAUAUAGCAUUUCCAAGUUUGGCAUUUGCAGCCCAAGUGGUCUGCCGGCCCUUGUUGCUACUAUUUCUUUGGAAUCUUUGGAAUCUCAGGAGAAAAGAGGGAUUCUUAAACUUGGGGCAUCAAACUUCCAGAUUAGGUGGAGAGGACUAUGAUGAUCCAAAGGUAGAUUUGGAGUUAGAGCUUCGACUUGUUUGACAUGAAUAAGAAUCUUGAGUCUUGGAGGUUGGGAGUUCCUCGAAAAUUCCCAGUUCAAAUUCAUCAUGGAAUCUGGAGUUUAAACCAUUUGUGUGUUGCGCAAUUCUUUGUUACUUUUCUAGUCUUGUGUGUUGUGAGUAGUUAAUCUGGGUGGUAUUCAGCAGUUCUUGAUCAUCAAGAACGUUACAGAAUGACAUGUACGUGUAAAAGAGCUGAAUCUUAAGACCACCACACUACUGCCACUGUCAUCCAUCUCUCUCUCUCUCUCUCUCUCUCUCUCUGGUUAUUUAUAAGGUUGAACAAUUUGGAUCUAGCUGUCAAUUUUGCCAAAAGUAUGGGGAAUCUUCAUGCUAUUAAUUAGCUUAUAAGCUUUUCACUU